Molecule: messenger RNA, 1287 nt
Organism: Encephalitozoon intestinalis ATCC 50506
Lineage: Eukaryota; Fungi; Microsporidia; Unikaryonidae
Product: RAB protein geranylgeranyltransferase component A
Exons: 1
Coding region: 1-1287 (428 amino acids)
Biological process (GO): small GTPase-mediated signal transduction; protein transport; protein geranylgeranylation
Cellular component (GO): Rab-protein geranylgeranyltransferase complex; cytoplasm; cytosol
Molecular function (GO): Rab GDP-dissociation inhibitor activity
Source: RefSeq, a predicted model, not a curated record
AUGAUUACCGAGUACGAAUACGAUUUUGUUAUUCUUGGAACGGGGCUAGUAGAGUGUGCGGUUGGAUGUAUCUUGGCUGGAAAGAAUAAAAAAGUUAUUCUAAUAGAUAGGAAUCCGAUGUACGGAUCGGAUUUUGCAACGCUGAGAUACACAGAAUUAGAGACGUACUUUCGGAGCUCAAACAUGGUCCCCGAACUGAAAACCUAUGAUUCCGAAUUUUCGGUUGAUCUUACUCCGAAGCUGUUCCUUGCGGAUAGUAAGAUGCUGAAGAUGCUAGUCAGGUAUGGGAUUGAUGAAUAUUUAGAGUUCUGUAGAAUUCCCGGAUCUUUUCUAUGGAAAAGAAAGCUAUAUUCUGUCCCGACGAACGAGGCUCAGUCCAUGACCACUGGGCUUAUAGGAAUAUGGCAAAAGCCAAAAGUCAUGAGGUUUUUUUGGAAUGUCCGGGACUAUGCAAGAGCCGCAAUGAAGGGCAAGUCUUAUCAAUUCAAGAGUACUAUGAGAGAAGAAUUCAAGGAGUAUGGACUUACGGAAGAAUCGAUGGAACUUAUAGGGCAUGGAAUAGCCUUGAAUCUUGACGAUUCCUAUCUGGACAGACAUCCCAAAGAGACGUUUGAUAAGAUCUUAACGUACGUAAGGUCUAUUAUAUGCUAUGAAAACUCGAUGGAGUCACCUUAUUUAUAUCCAAGAUAUGGGCUUUCUGAAAUUGCUCAGGGAUUUGCGCGAAGUUGCUGUACAAAGGGAGGGGAGAUAAUGAUAAAUGCGGAGAUGCUGGAAAUCGAUGAAGCAAAGAUGGAGUUGUUAGUUCGAGAACCUGUCAACAAAGAAAUCUUGAAAAUAAAGGCAGGAAAGAUAAUUUCAGAUCAGUCCUAUUUCCAGAAAAGUGUUGUUUUAUAUGAAGUUAUAAGAGGAAUAUGUAUAGUACGAGGGGAUUCGGUUGAUAUAACAAAGGGAGCUUCUUCAGCCCAGGUGAUCUUCCUAAAAGGAGAGCUUGGAAGGAAGAAUGACAUCUUUGUUGUUGUAUUGGGAUCUGAGGAGAAGUCUACGCCUGAAGGCUAUAAGGCGGUUAUUAUAAGUACUGUGAGAGAAACAGAUAAUCCUGAGAAAGAGAUAGAGGUUGUUUUGGAGAGGUUGGGGGAUGUUGUAAGGUACUUCAUUGAUGUAAAGCCGGUAUACGAAGCGGAAGACAUGGAGAAUAUAGUUUUUACAAAGGGUGUGGACGAAUCCCCCCACUUUGAGGACAUUUAUGAAGAGAUAGAAAGGAUUUGCAAAAAGCUAGACGUUUGUUGA